Messenger RNA from Peromyscus maniculatus bairdii (prairie deer mouse), 1876 nucleotides. NCBI's taxonomy places the organism in Eukaryota, Metazoa, Chordata, Mammalia, Rodentia, Cricetidae. The record is from RefSeq and is a predicted model, not a curated record.
UGAGUAAAGAAAAACUCUAUUUUGGGGUUAUUUUUUUUCCUGGAAACUACAUUAGUAACAGGAAAUGAACUGUUCUGGUUUAGAAGCUGGAGAAAUCGAAAGCUAUGAACACUGCUGGGUGGAGAGCAAUUACAUUACAACCCUCCCUAGGGAGACAGCAAGGGGCAAGACAGCUAGCACUGCUGAAGUUAGGAACUUACUCUAAACAGCUCCCUUGUCUUCACUGUUAUUCUGUAAAUACUACAUAUUCUCAGCAUUUAAUGAGAUUUCAACACCCUGCUGUGUACUUUUGAGAGAUUUAUCUUCCUACACGACAUAGACAAGCCCUAUUUCCUGCCCUGCUGAGGAUCUACAAUCGGGACAUUACUGAGACAUUUCCAGAAGACCAACUAGGAUCUGGACACUGCUGAAGAAAUUUCCAAGAAGGAUUGUCCAUAAUUUUAGAGAUAAUGAGUGAAUACAAGACAAUUGUUCUUCAACAAGGAUUAGAGGAUGUGGCUGUGGAUGACUACCAGUUUAGGAAAAUCAAGUCCUUACUAAGACAAGAACUAAAGCUAACAAAAAAGAUGCAAGAUGACUAUGACAAAAUUCAGUUGGCUGACCUGAUGGAGGACACAUUUCCAAAAGAUGCUGGACUGAACAAGCUGAUAGAAGUGUGUCAAAGAAUUAAAGAACUUGAAGGCCUUGCUAAAAGGCUUAAAACAGAGAGAGCAAAAGUAAAAGGAAAAUCCCCACUGAGAAAAAGGAAGCAAGAAGCAGGCUCUGAUACACCCACAUCAACUACCAGCAACACUGUAGCAUCUGAUGAAGGGGAGACUUCCACAGCUCAGAAAAGAAAAAGUAUUAAUAAAGAAAAGACUGGAGUGAAGAGGACCAAGCGGUCUGAAGGACCAGAUCACCCUCCCUGUCCUAAAGAAGCCACCACCAGCUGCCAGCCCCCAGUGCUCCAGGUCUCUUCUUCAGCUUCAUCCAACACGCCUUCAGCUAAGAACCAAAAGACACAGAUCCAAACUCAGAGCAUUGCCAGAGGUGCUAUUCUCCAAAAGGAUGCCAUGACAGUGAUGGUGCUCAAUGCAAUAGACCCGUUUGUAUAUGAGUUACCAGAACAAGGAGGAAAGAAGAUGUUUCAUGCUACAGUGGCCACUGUGAAUGAGUAUUUCCAUGUGAAAGUUUUCAACAUCAACCUGAAAGAGAAGUUCACAAAAAGGAAUAUCAUUGUCAUCUCCAAUUACAUCAAGUUCAAAGGAAUCCUGGUGAUAAAUGAAGCUUCAAUUGUGUGUGAUGCUGGUCCUGACCAGAAGAUUGAAGUCUCCAACCGUCUUAUCAAACGAGCAAAUGAAACUCCCAAGAUCGGUCAUAUUAAAAACGGUGUCGCUGGAACGCUGUUUUAUGGGUUGUUUACAUUACACAAGGUAAUGCCUGACAACUUGUCUUUUAAUUUUUCUCCACCAACACCUGGAAUCAAAUAUGAUAACUUUCCAGUCACAGCUUAAUGGCAAUACUGUAAAACAGAACUCUCCCUUGGCUAGGGAUAGAAGGAAAAAUCAUUCCACCACGUAUUAGAGAAUAAGAGUGGGUGACCCUUUAACAGCCUGCUUCUUAAGAUAUCUCUGAAACAGCUCUCUGAAAAAGACUUACCAACAAACUUUAUUUUACUACUUACAAGUCCUACUCUCAGCCACAGUGAGAAGGAAUGGUUCAGGACACAGGUCAGGGGCAUGCCGACAGUCUCAAUUUUUAAAGCAAUACCACAACUAUACAAUACUUAUUAUUUUGUUUCUAUACACUAUUUCUAUAGCUUCCCUGAACAAGGUUGAAUAUUUAUUGUGAUAUGCAUUUGGAGUAAUAAAUAGAUUGGUCGGCAUCCUCACAAAUC